Molecule: messenger RNA, 9853 nt
Organism: Pocillopora meandrina
Lineage: Eukaryota; Metazoa; Cnidaria; Anthozoa; Scleractinia; Pocilloporidae
Source: the annotation of a GenBank genome assembly
AUGGAUUAUAUUCCCAGAUACACUGAACUUAAAGAUCUUCGUUCGACUUUUAUCACCAAUUGCAUUUUUAGCAAUUUUACAACUCACACCUCCAUCAUGUUGAAUAUUGUGACAAUCUACGCCAUCCACAAAACUUCGGCUAUGGCAAAAACUUUGAAAACUCUGCUGCUGAGUCUUGCCUUCUCAGAUGUUGCUGUUGGUUUGUUUAGCCAACCAAUAUACACUUUCUCUCUGGUCAAGUGGUUACAACUGGAAAAUAUUAACUGUAAUACUUACCAAGUGCUGAAUAUUUCAGGUUAUUUAUUCUCAACUGCUUCGUUCCUUGGUGUUGUGGCUGUGAGUGUAGACAGGUUCUUAGCUGUUCAUCUUCAUCUCAGAUAUCAAGAGCUUGUGACUCAAAAGCGUGUUGUCGUUGUAGUGAUCGGGAAAUGGUUGUGCAGUGCAUUUGUUUCUUCGACAGUAUUGUGGGGGUUGCCUAGUGUUUGGAAUAUUACAGAGUCAGUUCUUGCAGCUUUCGGUUUCAUUGUCACAUUCGUGGUGUACACCAGAAUAUAUUUAAUUAUACGACGGCACAAGAAUCAGAUUCAUUCUAUGCAAGUACAAGAAGUAGCUCAUUCUGAUGAAAUAAAACACUUUAUUGUUCUAAUUAAAUCCACAGUUAGCAUAUUUUACGUAUAUCUCUUGUUGUUGAUUUGUUAUUUGCCUUUUUUCAUUUGCAAGGCUGUUAUUCGAAUCUAUGGCUCGAGUAUCGCUUUAAAACAAUUUUUCCUUUACUCAAUGACUCUCAUAUUUCUUAAUUCAUCUUUGAAUCCUGUCAUUUACUGCUGGAACAUGAGACACGUUCGACACGCCAUCGUCAACAUACUUCGAAAGAUGUUUAGAACCAGCAAUCGGUCAUUAGGGAUAAACUACAAUCGAUCAUCGAGUGUCAUCCAUGUUGAUAACUGAUCCACUCUGUGCGCCUAACAUGGACUGUGUGCGGCUUGUUCACCACAAAGGAAACAGGGAGAAAGAACAUUGUACAUAAACUCACGACAGUACAUGGCUCAAAACUUCGAUAAGUCAUUUUUUUUAUUUAGGGAAUUCCCUCGAAGCAUCUUCAAAAAAGCUGCUAUAACUCAUGACAAAGCGAAUUUUUACUUACAAUGUAAUCAUUUUUUUUUUUCAUAGAAGCAUUACCCUAAGAAGGAGUAAGAUAAAGUCCGCGAAGACAAUUGCUCGUACCUAAAUGAGAAAAAACUUUUACAGGCAUAGAGUUAAAAGCAUCUGUUUGCGCUAAUUUUAAUGAAUGGAUCACGCUGUAAACAGACAUCCUGCAGUAUUUUUCUUUCAAUUUACCAUUUUUUACUUCGAAGGAUAACUUGUAUUGCUAACAUCAUUGUGACAAUGUGAAAUAUUUACAAUCAAAAAGAGUUUUAUCGUUAUCGCUUUCGUUUGCACAAGUCUGACGAUUAACUAGGCUUGUUUGGAAAAUAGGAAAACACACACACACAAAAAAAAAAAACGAAAAUAGCUUUUGAAUAACUUAAUGCGAUCAAUUGCAGCGUUUUUACUAUUUCCUACGGAAUUUACUAUUUCCGAUGAUAUGGCAUAUAACUUUUAUCUUAAAUGACUGAAUUUAACUGCGACAGCUCACUUUUCGCGUGACCAUGCUGAUCGGGAUAGUUCUUUCUUGGUUUAUGAUAAUUUUCACUCACAUUUAAGACAUAAUUUAAGUGGCUUAAAAUAGCGUGUUGGAGGAGUAUACGGUGCUCAUAUUAAUAAACAGUCAACUCUUUAACCCCCCCUACUAGAGUGUAAUUAAAGAAAGUUUAAAGCAAGCAGAUAAUGAGAAUGACAAAGAAGAUCAAUUUAGGAACAUGGUAUUGAUAGUAAGAUGCUCGGGAAUAAACAGCAAAUAAAUAUAAGUUACGAUCAUGAGUGAAGAGAAUAAACUUCCAGCUCUUUCUUUAGAAGUUAAAAACUUUAAAUGAUUCCACGAUGAAAUGGUAUAGCGUCACAUCUGGAGCGUCACGUUUUUUCUCAGGAAGAGAAGAAACCAGGAGCACGUAUUUAAGAGGGAAAGGGAAAUUAUUGUUUAUCAUUGUCUAUCGAGUGAAUGGAAAACGAAAAUGGGUUGAUUGAUAUGCUUGAAAACUAAACAAACAGCGAAGAGUACUUCGAUUGCCUUUGGUUACACUUUUGUGGUAAAAAUUUAUUCAAAACAGAGUGCUGCAUGCGAAAACGAAAGUUAUUGAUUAGUCUGCAUAUGGUUGAAUGAGAUUUUACAUGACACUAGCUCACCGGGAAUUUUAUGAAUUUAAAAUUAACUAUGUUUUUCUUUGUAAUCUCCUUUCGCUUAGACGCAAUAGCAGAUAGGUUUUUUAAUUAAUUUAACAAUUCUUUCUAAUUUCUAGACAAGUUCAUGGGUCAGUUAUGUAAAAUAUAGUCAAAAAGUUAUUCUCGUUAUAAAAGUUUGUUUUAUUUGACAGAUAAUCGACGGCUUAAAUUUCAGGAUUAUCCAUUACGAUUACGUGGUGAUUUAAAGAUGUCUUUCAAAAUCUUGGAGAUUAUUUGUAGCAGCGUCGAUUUUUCCUGGCUCCAAGGAAAGACGGAAGGGGUUUCAGUUGUCGCUAACAGAGUAUUAAGAGGAGACUGACUGACCGAUUAACUGUCAGCUGAGGAGGGAGGGGUCAUUGGAAUCUCAUAGAAUCUUAUGGGGGGCUGUGUAAAGAUUGUUGUGACUCGACUAAGAUCCUCUAACACCCCCCCUCUCCCCACAGGUGAUAAAUAAUGACCAGUCUCUUAGGAGGAUAAAUGAAAGAUGAACUAUUUUUAAUGGCUCUCUGCUGUGAACUCAGAUUAUACGCAUUUACUUCUAAAAGCAACGAUUACUGCAAAAACUCAUUCAGGAAAAGCGAGAUCAGUGAUACCAAAAGUUCCAUAAGUUACAUAACUUAUUAUGGGUUAAGAUAAUUAAACCAAACAUUGCUUAUUGUUCAGAAUGUAUUGUUAUCAUCUUGAAGGCUUUUUGAUGUUUUAUUUAUUUCCUAAGGAGGAUUUUGGUUAUGUCAAGAUAAAAGUAACAUUAUCCCCCAUAAGACUGUAAUAUUUCUUAUUACCCCCACCUGCCUUGUUGCUUUGUCAGCUUGUAAGAAAGCUAAAAAACGACGCUGUUACAAAUAUCCUCCAAGGCAGGUUUUUUUAGCCUCCCCCCACACACACACAAACUCUCUUGGCGAUGACUGAUGACUGAUCCCACUCUGUUGCCCCUGAAAACAAGGAAAAAUCGAUGGUUUUCGAAAUAUUCUCCGAGAUUUUGAAAGGCAUUUUCAAAUUGCCACAUAAUCAUCAUAGAUAUGCCCAAAGUUUAAGCCGUCGAUUAUCUGUAUAAAUAAACUUUUGAACACUUUUAUUUCGAGACUAAUGUUUUCAAUACAUUUCAUUUUGUUGACCCAUCAACUUGUCUAGAAAUUGCAAAGAAUUGUCAUAAUUAUUUCAAAACCUAUCUGUUAUUUGCAUAUAAACAAAAGAAAUAACAAACUUCAUUUUAAGUUCUCAAAACUCCCGUUAUUAUCAAGAACCACCUGCAAACAUCUUCAGGAUAAUCAAUAACUCUAAAGCCACCUCUGUUUCCCUUUUCAUAUGCAGCAUUCUACUUCGACUACGUUUUUACCUCAAAAGUGUUACGACAAACUCGAUGCUCUUUGUUGUUUGUUAAUUUUCAAGGAUAUUGAUCAUACAUUUUCGUUUUGAAUCCACUCACUAGCGAAUGAUUAACAUGGAUUCUUCUUCCCUCGUAAAUACUAGCUCCUGUUUGUGUUUCUUCCUGAGGGCAUUACGAUACGCUCUCAAUGUGACGCUGUAUCUUUUUAUCAUAGGAUCAAUUAAAGUUUUUAACUUCUAAUGAAAGAACUGGAAGUUUAUUCCCUUCGCUCAUGAUCAUACCUUAUUUUCCUUGUUGUUUAGUCCUGAGAUUCUUAUUAUCCGUACUAUGUCCCCAAAUUGAUCAUCUCUGUCAUUCUUAUUACCUGUUUGCUGGAGAAAUUCUUCAAAUUACACAUUAAGGGGAGUCAAGGGGCUGUCUGUCUAUUAACUAAAGAAGAAGUUCGUUUCCACUAUUACAGAGUAAUUUGGGAAUUCUGCUUUUGAGGCAGAAGGAUGGAUGGCAAAACAUUUCCUUCUGUUUUAUUUGAAGCUGGCAUGUCACUUAGGGAAAACAAGGGAAAAAUGGAACCGCAACCACCAUUAUUGGUUUUAAAUUCUGAUUUGAAAUUAAGAGCGACAGAAGCCUUGAUGUGAAUAAAAUCUUGAGUCGUAUCCUACUUUUAUUUACAACCAUGACUACAAUUUCACCAUCUAUCGAUGACAAAACCAGCUUUCUUGCUCAAAUUAGCCUUUCCCUAUCACACUACAGAGUAUUCGAUUUAUUGAGUAAUUAAAAUUAGAACUAAGCGAUCGUUUGACUGCUGGAUCAUAUCACAAAGUUUAUGCGGUACAAUCUUGUUUGUCCCUAUUUCACUUUGUAAUAAACAACUACUGUAUGUAGUGUUUGUAAGCCACACAGAAGGUGUCAGUUAUCAAUAUGCACGACACUCGAUGACCGAUUGUAGUUGAUCCGAAAUGGCCGAUUGCUGAUCCAAGACAUCUUUCGCAGUAUGUCUAUGAUAGCGUGUCGAACGUGUCUCAUCUUCCAGCAGUAAAUGACAGGGUUCAAAGAUGAAUUCAGGAAUACGAGAGUCAGCGAGUAAAGGAAAAGUUUCCUUAAAGAGAUACUCGAGCUAUAAAUUUGCAUAACAGCUAUGCAAAUGAAAUAGGGCAAAUAACACGUUAAAAAUACGAGAUAUACGUAGAAUAUGCCAACUGUGGAUUUAAUGAGGACACUGAAGUUUAUCUCUUCAGAAUGAGCUUCGUUUCGUAUUUGCAUGGACCGAAUCUGAUUCUUGUGCCGUCGUACAGUUAGAUAUAUCCUGAUGUACGCCACGAGUGUGAUAAUAAAACUGAAAGCUAUAAUAAUUUUACCUAUAAGAUCCCGAGUACCAAGAAGCCCCCAAAAUAUCAUCAAAGAGGAAAAUGCACUGUACACCCAUAUGGCAAUCACAACAAUAACAACACGCCUGUGAGUCACAAGCUCUUUGUAUCUGAGAUGAAGAUGAACAGCUAAGUACCUGUCUACACUUACAGCCACAACGCCAUGGAACGAAGCGGUUGAGAAUAAAUAACCUAACAUCGUCAGCACCUGUUGAGUGUUACAGCCAGGAUUGUCUAAUCGAAGCCAGUUGAUCAGAAAGAAAGUGUAUAAUGGUUGAAUAAACAAACCAACAGCAACAUCCGAGCAGGCAAGACUUAGCAGCAGAGUUUUCAGAGUUUUUGGCAUCGUUGCAGUUUUGUGUAUGGCAUAGAUUGUCACAAUAUUCAACAUGAAGGCGGUGUAAGUAAGAAAAAUGUUAAAGACACAGUUGGUGAUACAAGUCGAACGAAGAUUUUCAAGUUCGGUGAAUAUGGGAAAAAACUGCGAAGACUGGUUACAAAACAAUUUGCCCAUGAUUUUCGCUAGGAGCCGCUAUUUAAGACAAAUACUGAAUGGUUUGCGAUAUUUUAGCGGGCAAACUUCUUACAAGCCUUACUGAGGACAACAACGAUAGUGCCCUCCGUCAUUCAACGUUGAAGUAAACAGUCUUUGGAUGUCAGCAGAUGGUUGCGGCCGGUGAUGAGAUAGGAAGCUACAAGAAAAUUAUUAUAAGUCUUCCUUGAUUACAUCCAUUCGCUUAACACGUGUAACUGCACGUUUGUAGAGCUCAUUCAAUUUCUCGUUCAUGUUCUUAAGAUUAAGCUCAUUUUAAUUGCCUUCGUUUAUUUCAGUGUGACAGCUAUGUUAACUAGGAUAUUAAUAAAACAUAAAAAAGCGCAUUUCAGGUCUCAUUUGGGAAGAAACUCAUGGAGUUCUUAAAGUUUUCCUCGAAAACGUAAUACGCGACGCGGUGACAUCCACUGAGCACGCUAAGCGCAAGACAGUGACCGCCAUGGACGUUGUAUACCCGCUGAAACGAGAAAGACGCCCGCUCUACGGUUUUGGAGGCUGAAGAAUGAAGAACUUAGCAGAAGAAUGAAGAGUUAGCAAGGGUGUAAAAGGAAAUACUGAAAUUUUUGUGAUACCCUCCAGGAGGCAUACAUACAACCACGAGCUUCUUCGCAAAUGAGACUUGAAAUGCGCUUUUUUAAUUAAUUAAUUUCGCGGGACUAAUCUCUCGAUUUGGCCAAAACAAGAGAUCAUAAACUGUUUACAAUCUCUUGGCCAAAAUUAUAUAUUAGAAGGAACUAAGUUAUGCGAAAUUUGUCAAAAUAUUGAUCAGCAGGAACAAAAAAUUAAUUAACAAGUAUAAAUAACUUGUCAUGACGUUUUACAAAGAGUCAGAUAAGAAUAUAAUGGCACCUGUACGAAGCGGCACCACAUUAGCGGUCACCCUGUAUUGGGCGGUUGUUUGUUAAAGUGCUGAAAAUGGUAACCCUUAGUUAGUGUAAUUUUCACCUCCAUCAAGCGGUCACCUUUAUUAAUCCUUUGAUCCCUAGGAGUGACUAGCUUCUAAUUUCUCUUUGCAACAUCACUCCUGCGUCAUACAUUAAGGUUAUGAGAAAAUUGGAAAUGAUCACCAAAUAAAAGCAGUUCUUUCUUGUUACGCAAAUUCUCCUUGUCAGUGUCAUUGGAAAUGUAUAGAGAACAGUAUGGAGAAUAUGCAUAUUGAUGUUAGGGUGUAAAGGGUUCAGCAGUGGCGGUCACCCUUUCCUGAGUCCAAGUAGCUUGUUGUUAUCUUUACAUGUCUAUUUUGAGAUCCAUGUUGAUGCUGUUCUUUCAUUUUAUUAUUGGCUAUUUCCUUGCUCUUCAAGUAUCUUCAUAAUAACAACAUCUCACUAAAGAAAAAAAAACUGACUCCCGUGUACCUGCUAUUUCCUUCCUCUUCAAGUACCUUCAUAAUAACAACAUCUCACUAAAGUGAAACCAGCUUUACUAUUCAAUUUAAUCUCUUCGUCUUUGCUACUGCAAUUCCUAAAUACAUUAUGUCAUUAAAAAAUUGAACUGCACAAUAAUAUUGGCCAUUGGGGCAUAUCAUUGAAUCACUGUUUACUCUAACGACAGCAAACCGCACAAAGCGCUUGUUAGCCGCACAGAAGAUUUUAUUUAUUGAUGCAGAAGACACCUGAGAACCGAUUUUAAAUUACGCUGCUGAUUUCUUCUCCGAGACAUGUUCCGAAGUAUGUCUACGAUGACGUGUCCAAUGUGUCUCAUCUUCCAGCAGUAAAUUACAGGGUUCAGAGAUGAAUUAAGAAAUAUGCGAUUCAAAGAGUAAAGAAAAAAAUAUUGAGCUCAUUUUAAAUUUUAUCCCAGAGUGACAGCUAGCUAUGUUUGUUAAAAUACUAAUAAAACAUACGUAAUGGAACUUUUGGUCUCGUAACAUUUGGUCUGUUUUUGUUUUCAUACGCAGCAUUCUGCUUUCACUAAGUUUUUACCUCAAAGUGUUAAGGUAAACUCGAUGCUUUUCGUUGUUUGUUUAAUUUUCAAGUAUGUCGUUUAAUCCAUUUUCGUAUUGAAUCCACUCAUUAGCCAAUUAUUAACAUCAAUUCUUCUUCCCUCGUUAAUGCUAAUCCCUUUUUGUUUUUUUUCCUGGAGGUAUUAUGAGACGCUCUCAAUGUGACGCUAUACUGUUUUAUAGCAGGAUCAAUUAAAGUUUUAACUUCUGACAGACGUGCAAGUUUAUUCCCUUCACUCACGAUCAUACCUUAUAUUUAUUUGUUUUUUAGUCCUGAGAAUCUUAUUUUCAAUACCAUAUCCCUAAAUUGAUCAUCUCUGUCAUUCUCAUUACCUGUUUGCUUGAGAAUUUCUUCAAAUUACACAUCAAGAGUAGUCAAAGCGUUGACUCUUUAUUAAAAAGGAAAACGUUCGUUUCCCACUAUUACAGAGUAAUUUGGGAAUUCUGCUUUUUAGGCAGAAAGAUGGCACAGGUUUCCUUCUGUUUUAUUCGAAGCUGGCAUGUCAUUUAGUCGUCAGAGCUGGUUUCAGAGAUUUGGCAAAACAGUUGGCAAUUAUUUGGGAAAAUUUACAAGGAAAAAGAAAACUUUUCCGAAGUCCGCAACCACCGUUAUUGGUUUUUAAUUCUGAUUUUUAAUUAAGAGCGACGGAAACUUUGAUAUGAAUAAAUCAUGUGUACUACGGAAUCCCCUGCCCCCCUGCCCCCAAAAAAUAAAUAUUGACCCUUCCUUUUGUAGGAUAUAUGACAGAUGAAUUAUUUUUAAUGGCUUUCUCCUAUAGAAACCCAAAUUGUACGCAUUUACUUCUAACGGGAACGAUUAUUGAAAAAACUGAUUCGCAAAUAGCGAGAAUUGAGGUAUUAGAAAGAGGUCCAUAGCACAUUGUCAUUUACUGUUAAAGGUGAGACACAUUGAACGCGCCCUCAUAGAAAUACCGAAGAGCAUAUCUUAGAAAACAAAUCAGCCAUCUGGCGCAAUUUUACAAUCGCGUUCGAGUAUCGUUUAUGGUGAUACAUGAAUACCUCUGGGACGGCGGAGCUAGGGGCUGGAGCAAGGGAAGCUUUCAAGGACACUUUUUAUCUUGUUUUUGUAUGAGUAUUUACAUCUAUAAGGUAUAUGAUUUAAAAACAAGCCUCGGGAGAAAAAAUGUCGAUUUCAAAAUACAAUUGAACAUCUUGACUGCCUCCAUAUGUGAAUUAAUUUGUCUGACGUAAGUUCUUUCUUUGUCAUUGGCUGACAUCCCAAAAACCCAUAUUGCGAGAGUUAAGAGGAUUCCUUUUGUUGAAUUUUAUCACUAUUGGGAGGAAAGAUAACAUUUUAGGCAGAAAGUGGAAUCAGCUAAAAGAUUUUCUGCCUAAAAUAAGGAGAAACUGUCCUGCUAAAGAAUUGCAACACGCUCUGUUUGUCUGGAGUAGAUGGUCCUAUCUUUUAUGAGUGAGUUGAUAUCAUGAGCGAAUUAUUUUGUAACGAGUCUUUGGAUUAUUUUCCCACAUACACUGAACUUAAAGAUCUUCGUUCGACUUUUAUCACCAACUGUAUUUUUAACAAUUUUUUAACUCACACCUCCAUCAUGUUGAAUAUUGUGACAAUCUACGCCAUCCACAAAACUUCGGAAAUCGCAAAAACUUUGAAAACUUUGCUGCUGAGUCUUGCCUUCUCGGAUGUUGCUGUUGGUUUUUUUAGCCAACCAAUAUACACUUUCUUUCUGGUCAAGUGGUUGCAUCUGGACCAUAUUAACUGUAAUACUUACCAAGUGCUAAAAAUUGCGGUAUUUUUAUUCUUAGCUGCUUCUUUUCUUGGUGUUGUGGCUGUAGGUGUAGACAGGUUCUUAGCUGUUCAUCUUCAUCUCAGAUAUCAAGAGCUCGUGACUCGCAAGCGUGUUGUUGUUGUGUUGAUCGGCAAAUGGUUGUGCUGUGCAUUUUUUUCUUUGAUGUUAUUGUGGGGCCCACCUAGUGCCCCGGGUCUUAUUGAUUCGGUUGUUACAGCUUUCGGUUUCAUUGUCACAUUCGUGGUGUACAUCAGGAUAUACUUCACUGUCCGACGGCACAAGAAUCAGAUUCAUUCUAUGCAAGUACAAGAAGUAGCUCAUUCUGAUGAAAUAAAGAACUUUAUUGUUCUCUUGAAAUCCACAGUUGGCAUAUUUUACGUAUAUCUCGUGUUUUUAAUUUGUUAUUUGCCUUCUUUUAUUUGCAUGGCUGUUAUUCGAAUCCAUGGCUCGAGUACCGCUUUAAAACAAUUUUUUCUUUACUCACUGACUCUCAUGUAUCUAAAUUCAUCUUUGAACCCUGUCAUUUACUGCUGGAAGAUGAGGCACGUUCGACACGCUAUCAUGGACAUACUGCGAAAGAUG